Closterium sp. Yama58-4 is the source of this 987-nucleotide messenger RNA. The record is from the annotation of a GenBank genome assembly. Lineage: Eukaryota; Viridiplantae; Streptophyta; Zygnematophyceae; Desmidiales; Closteriaceae.
AUGUGGGGCAUCGAGUGGUCGCUCAACCGAGUGCUCAACCUGGUCGUGCCGCCGCUCGGCCUGCUGCUGCUGCUCGCAUGGGCGCCCGUGCUCUUCGCGCUCAACUAUGCCGUCCGCCUCGUCCGUUCCUUCUUUUCCGUGAACGCCGCGCGGGAUAAGGCCGUGCUCAUCACAGGAGCGUCGUCGGGCAUCGGCGAGCAUAUUGCGUACGAAUUCGCUCGUCGCGGCGCUCGCCUGGUGCUGUGUGCUCGGAGGGAGGGGCGGCUGCGCGAGGUGGCUCGGCGAUGCGGCAACAUGGGCGCGGCAGACGUGAGAAUCGUGGAAGGGGACGUGUCCAAGGAAGACGAUUGCCGGCGCAUGGUGGAUGCUGCCAUCACCAACUUCAGAAGCUUGGAUUAUCUGGUGUGCAACGCGGGGAUUGGCCAUGCCUUUCUCUUCAAGGAUGCUCAAAGCAUAGAGGCCAUGAGACAAGUCAUGGAUGUGGAUUUUUUUGGCAGUAUGUGGAUCACACUGCAUGCCCUGCCCUUCCUGCGAAGGGCUCGAGGUCAGAUCCUUGUGAAUGCCUCCAUUGGCGCUUUCCUGCCCAUGCCGCGCUUCAGUAUCUACAAUGCUUCCAAGGCAGGAUUGACUCAGUUCUUUGAUACACUUAGGGCGGAACCAGUUGGGGCAGAUGUUGGCAUUACAAUUGGAUUUCCUGGUGCUACAGCAUCUGAGCUAGCAGCUGGAAAGGUGCUGGAUGAGCAAGGCCGAAUGGUGGUGGAUCAGGAUCGACGUGAUGCGCUCCUAGGCCCUCAACCCAUGCUCCGGACUGAUACAGUUGCCAAAGCAUUGGUUGACGGAGCAUGUUGUGGUGCCCGUUAUGUCCUGAUUCCUACAUGGUUUUCAGCUGCUCUGCUGUUUCGCCUGUUUGCACCAGAAGCCUUGGCACAACUUGUCCUUGCAGAUGAUGAUGCUGCCUCUCAUGAAAGGAGCUACCCCAAUCGCUAA